AUGGCAGCUAAGUUCUUGGUUCUGUGCGGAUUAGUGGCGGUCGCGUCCGCCGGCCUGGUGCCCGUGGGCCAGGUGGCGUACGCGCAGCCCGAAGCGCCCGCCAACUACGAAUUCCAGUACUCCGUGCAGGACGGACACACCGGAGACGUGAAGCAGCAGCAGGAAGCGCGCGCCGGAGACGCCGUGCACGGCUCAUACUCUCUGGUGCAGCCCGAUGGCGUGCAGCGCAUCGUGGACUACACCGCCGACGCGGUGCACGGCUUCAACGCCAACGUGCGCUACGAAGGACACCCCGUCGCCGCCCCCGCUCCCGCUAGGCUCGCCUACGCCGCGCCUGCCGCCAGGGUGGCCUACUCCUCGCCCGUGUCCUACGCCGCGCCUGUCGCCAGAGUGGCCUACUCCUCUCCCGUGUCCUACGCCGCACCUGUCGCGAGAGUGGCCUACGCCGCUCCCGUCGCAAGAUUCUUGGUUCUGUGCGGAUUAGUGGCGGUCGCUUCCGCCGGCCUGGUGCCCGUGGGCCAGGUGGCGUACGCGCAGCCCGAAGCGCCCGCCAACUACGAGUUCCAGUACUCCGUGCAGGACGGACACACCGGAGACGUGAAGCAGCAGCAGGAAGCGCGCGCCGGAGACGCCGUGCACGGCUCAUACUCUCUGGUGCAGCCCGAUGGCGUGCAGCGCAUCGUGGACUACACCGCCGACGCGGUGCACGGCUUCAACGCCAACGUGCGCUACGAAGGACACCCCGUCGCCGCCCCCGCUCCCGCUAGGCUCGCCUACGCCGCGCCCGCCGCCAGAGUGGCCUACUCCUCGCCCGUGUCCUACGCCGCGCCUGUCGCCAGAGUGGCCUACUCCUCUCCCGUGUCCUACGCCGCACCCGUCGCGAGAGUGGCCUACGCCGCUCCCGUCGCAAGAGUGGCCUACUCCUCGGCUCCAGCUCUCGGCCACGUCUCAUACUCCUCACCUGUCAUCUCCUACAGCCACUAG
Molecule: messenger RNA, 984 nt
Organism: Maniola jurtina (meadow brown)
Lineage: Eukaryota; Metazoa; Arthropoda; Insecta; Lepidoptera; Nymphalidae
Product: cuticle protein 18.6-like
Exons: 3
Coding region: 1-984 (327 amino acids)
Cellular component (GO): extracellular matrix
Source: RefSeq, a predicted model, not a curated record